Molecule: messenger RNA, 12779 nt
Organism: Anopheles moucheti
Lineage: Eukaryota; Metazoa; Arthropoda; Insecta; Diptera; Culicidae
Gene: chico
Product: serine-rich adhesin for platelets
Exons: 12
Coding region: 968-8659 (2563 amino acids)
Biological process (GO): insulin receptor signaling pathway
Cellular component (GO): cytosol; plasma membrane
Molecular function (GO): insulin receptor binding; phosphatidylinositol 3-kinase binding
Source: RefSeq, a predicted model, not a curated record
UGUUAUGAUUUUCGCUGGCAGUGUGUGCGUUCAGCGUUCGCGCAUUGACACAACUAUCCUACCGCACGUACAGUGUGUGCAGCCACUUGCUUGUGCUGUGUGUGCGUGUCGGCGACUCGUCGCACGGAUAAUGCCAAGACGUGAUUACUCAAAAAACCAAGAUGGACGCGGUUGUACUGCAAGUGAAAAGCGUCGCUCCCGCAUUUCGUGUCGAAAAAAGUGUGUAAUACGGUGUAAAUCUGUCCAAAAUAUGCGUUUGCAAUCAAAAAACAAUAAUGUGUUCGAACAACUGUGAAUAAAAACAAAACGAUCAUAAACAUAAUUGUGCAUAAACGAAAAAUAUACAAAACAAUUGUGACAUUAAAACACAUCAAACCAUUACCUGUACAGCACCGUAUGCAUCUACAACGCGUAUCAGAUGGUAAUGUUGUUGAAUGAUCGAAUCGAAAGUUUGUGAAAUAAUAGUCCUGUCCAAAAUAGUGUGCCGCGCAUCGAGUGGCGUGAGAAAAUAAUUGUGUUCGAAUGUGUGUGUUCACUUCGCUUAAUCGUGUGCGUGUUUGGGUAUAAUUGUGGUAAAAAGUUGUAGUGCAAGUGUAGUGAGUGUGUGAAGUUUUUAAGCGUUAGAAGAAAUAGUCCAGAAUUGUUUUCUUGAAUGGGUAAUUUGUUUUUACACGUGGUGUGAAGAAUGUGCAAACGUGUGUAUCUUGAAAGAUCAUCGUGUGCGCGUGUUUAUAAAUUGGCAAAGUGAACCUAUAUGUUAUUCUGAAAGUUUUGCGUCGGAACGAUUUGAAGUAACAGCAGACAACUAUUCAACAGAAGCGGAGUAUCAACUGUAACAAAAAUAGCGACGAAGACGUCUUCGAAGGGUAGAUCAUCCGGUACUGGCGGUAUUCCCACCAACACCAUCGGCAUCCGGUACCGCUCAAACAGUUCUCAUGGGCCACCGUGGCGGAAAAUUGCCGCCGCGAUGUCCACACUUACCAACCACGCCAACAAUAACAACAAUAACAACAGCGCCAGUAUCCAACAACAUCAAUUUUCGCCUCAAGGUGCAACGCCACCAACAUCGACAUCCACCAGCGUCGUGGGUUCUUCAGCUGCGGCAACAAGCAACAGUUUCAGCAACAACUUCCACGCAUCCGACUGUAUCAACAUUAUCAACAACAACCUCAACAGCGCCACUAGCCAAAGCCAACCGACUGCAACGACCACGUCAACAACGGCUUGUAAUAGUAGUAGUAGCGGUGGCGUCGUCAGUGGGAUUCUCGGCGUGCAGGAAUUUAGCGCCAAGCUGUUCCUACCGUUUUCCCGCUCGAAGAUGAUGCACUCGUCAUCGGUCAACGCGACGGCCAACACUUCGGCCGAUCCAUCCACCCUCGACACUAUGGAAGGCCCAAUAGCCGGUCCGUCGAAGGGCGCGACUGGAAAUAUUUUUACUAGCUCCACCAUCGGCAGUGCUGGAGCGAGUCGUGGCUCAACCCUGGUCAUACCAGAGGCGCUGAAUGUGGUGUUGCAUGGUUAUCAGCGCAAGCAGAAGACGAACAAAAAGAAGUACUUCGUUGUGUACGGCGAUCGGCCGGGAUUGCCAGCCCGUCUCGAGUACUUUGACAGUGAGAAAAAGUUUAAGCAGUCGUUCUUGAAAAGUGGUAAUUGUGAGGGACCGACACCGAAGCGCAGCAUUGCGCUUCGUUCCUGUUUUAAUAUCAACAAACGUCACGAGACGAAGAAACACAUCAUCGCACUGUACACCAAGGACGAUUGCUUCUGCAUUUUGUUCGAAAGCGAGGACGAGCUAAAUCGGUGGCUGCGUACGCUGUUGCGGUUGCAGCGCGGUGAGGAAUCGGAGGGAGAUCCCCCCAAACCUACAUUCGAACACGUUUGGGAUGUUUACGUGCAGCGCAAAGGUCUCGGCGACAGUUAUGGCAUCCUUGGCAACUAUCGGCUCUGCAUUACCGACAAAAUCCUAUCAUUGGUCCGCAUCGGAAUGGAAUUAACGCCCCACCAGGAAAAACGGGCCGAUUUGGUCGAGUUUUCUUUGGCAUCCAUACGACGAUGUGGACACUCUCAGCGCUACUUUUACCUGGAGGUUGGUCGUAGCUCAAAGACAGGAGCGGGUGAAAUAUGGAUGGAGGUACAGGAUUCCAUCAUUGCGCAAAACAUGUACACUACCAUCAUGAAAUCGGCGAAAAGUAAAGACGAUAACCUCGGUCCCAUGAUACGAAUACGAUCGUCUUCGGCGAACGCCGCCUCGAAACCCACAUCGAUGCUGUUCCGCCGUCAAACGCACACCGGCCAGAAACCGAUGAACUGCUCGCCGUCAAGUGAGGAUCAGUCAAACAAUGCUACAAACUCCGAAUCCUCGUCGUCGGCCACCAGCAUUAAUACGGUCGUGCUGGUCGGUUCGCCGCCGAAAGGGUACGGAACGAAUAAUUCUGGAACACCGAAUUCGAAACCAAGAUCAGUAGUAGUAGCGAAUCCAAACCUACCGGCAUGUGCGGAAAAUAUUCCGUUAAGUUCGAAUGCUACCACGUCUUCUUCGACGAACGCUACUGUUACUUCUGCUACUUCCACCAACAACGCUACUUCUACUUCCAUCGCCACAACUAUUACUAUUAUAACUACUGCCACUUCCUCUACUGCCACUACUAGUAUGGCGAAUUCUGUCAAUCCCGAUUCCUACCAUGCGCCUACGAUCGUUCCUUUUGCGGGCCACACUCAUACCAACUCCUUGACAGCUGCUAUCUGCUCUACGUUCGCCAGUACUCCUGCUGCUAUGUUUACCUGUUCGCACAGCAGCACUUCCUCACUAACGAGCAUUGGUUCCUGUUCUCCGAGCGAUGCGUAUGUUCCGCUUGUACCCGGGACCAUCGGUCGCAGCACCAGUCCCAAUCAGCAACCACUGUCCGCUGUGGUUGCCGGUGGUAUCAAUGUUGGUGGUAGUGGUGCGACUGUCUACGUGUCUCGGAGCGGUUUAAUCGGCUCUCCACGUCUCGGAGUGACUGCUCAGUCACCGAGCUAUCGGCGUAUGUCGCUCAAAAAAUCCACCACCGAAAGUUGUGGCGGUAAGACGGCGAAAAUGGAAGCUACCAAUUCCUCGCCGUUGCUGUCGUCCAAGCAACGAGGGGGUCAGACUUCACGUCACUAUCAUCAUCAGCCGCAGCAGCCGCAGCAACACCUACACGGCACUGCCAUGCUUCCACCAACCGCUUCCUCCCACUUUUCCCAUCAUCAUACUCUACUUCAACAUCCCCAUCAUCAUCAUCAUCCUUACCUUCACCAUGGCACACAAACACCGUUAAACGCCUCAGUAGUAGCGACCAGUGCAGUAGGACACCCAGCAACACCAAAUUCGGUUGCACCAAAUUCGGUUCAUACUGCUACUGGAAUCGUUGGCACUAGCAGCUGUAGCAGCAGCAGCAGGAGUAGCAGCAGCAGUAGCAGCAGCACGAGCACCAUCGCCGUUACCAAUGAGUUUUCGUCCUCCUCGACUGACCAUGUUACAUCCGCAUCCUCCACAGCCGGGGUGGUGUUCCAUCAAAGAGCUUUAUCAUUGCCAAGCGCUCCCAUGUUAGGCCAUUCUUCCCAUAGCAAUACGAAUCAUUUGGGUGCACUCCAUGCUACCGGUAGUAGUGUCCGGUCCUCCUCCCAAAGUAGCGUUUCUGUGGCGAGUUCUGGGCAAGGUCCGGGCAGCAACCAUGGGCAGCAGCAUAUUGUGACCCUGUCGGCUUCUCUGUCAACAUCAUGUGCGUCUUCCACCGGCACGAUUCAGCCGGUUCACUACCGUACCCGUUCAUUGCCCCUGACAGAAGAGUCGGCUAUUGGAGUCACGAAUGAACGAUCGGUAGGACAGUGUGGAUGGUGGCAGCAGCAGCAAUCUCAGCAACAUAACCAUCACCACUACAAUCAUCUCCCAUAUUCCCAGCAGCUGCACUACUCCUCAUCCUAUUCCUUCGCUAGUGCAACAAAUCAUCAUCGGAAGGCGUCUUCGGCAUAUUUACUCACACCGACGCUCACCGGCGGAGGUGGCUGGUCACCACCAGUGUCGGAAGUGUUGUGUACAUCGCCUCACUGCCACCAGUAUGAAUAUUCCCCGGAUCCCUGCAAUACCUCGUUCGCGAACCUCGUACCAUCCCGCAGCUCGAUGGAAAGUAUCAUCGAGGAUCAGCGGUACCUGCCGAUGGAUCUGAAGAAACCAUUAGCACAGGUCCCACACGUUGGCGGUCAGAGCGAUGACGCUUCUUCGUGUCCGGAGAGUAGUCAGACAGGUCAGCUACCACUAAUAAGCCGUUUGUUACGCAGCAGUAAUCUGCAGCAACCUUCCGCUGCACUUUCGUCGUCACCUUCGACGUCCUCGUUGUCUGCCGGCAAGAUGGGUCUGAUCGGGCUGAAGAUGGCUAUGAUGGCGGAUGGUGGCCGCAUUAUGAUGAUGGGUGGUGGUUCGGCCGGGUCCCCUUCGAACAACUACACCGCUAACGGUAGUGGCUGUAGUUGUAGUAGUCCCUCGUCACAGUGCAGUACCAGUAGCAAUUGCAAUCAGGCAAUCAGUAGCAAUACCACUUCCCAUAAGAGCACGAACGGUUCCUCACCGGCAGCACUGCGGCACCCGAUCGGUGGCCGCACUGCGAGCGGUACGAUCAGCAGGAGUGUUGCCAUUGCGCGUGAUCGCAGCGACAGUCUUCCAUCGCGAAAUCGGACGACUAGCGAAACAAUGCCACAUCAGCAGCAGCAGCAGCAACAACAUCAACAAUAUCUUAAUCAGCAGCAGCAUCAGCUGAUGCUAAGCAGCGGUGGUAUGCCGCCGCCUCGCAUGAUCCCGAGCAAUAAUCGGCCACACUCGGUGCACAUCAGCCAUAGCCACAGCCCGCCAGUCAAUUCUUCCCCGCUUAGCCCGCCUCCACCCGCCACCUAUUCGACUGGUUCAGAUGGGUCCUCUCUCAGCAUCGAUGAGUCAACGGAUAACUUCAUCACCGGUUCGCUAACACCGGACGAAGGCAAUGGCUACCCUAAGGUCAUUAAUCAACUCAAUUCCGGCUGCUCCAUACCGGAGGAAAAUUCGGAAGAGUUCAUCAAGGACUACGGCCAUAUAGAUUUGCGUGCCGGUUGCGGACUUUCACAGCACGACGACUUCGCGGUACCCGCGACGCGUAGAGGAGGCAGUCCAGCCCCUCCGUCCACGGUCGGUUCGGUCGAGGGUAGUGCAUACAUGGAGAUGUGCAGCCCGAGUGGUAGCUCACCCGGAGAUCCAACCGGCAGCUGCUAUAUGGCAAUGUCACCAGUGGCAGACUUUUCGCGAGGGCUGUGUUCCAGUUCUAGUGCACACAGUCGCGCGUCUAGUCUCGCUGAGGAUAUGGUCGAUGGUGCAGGGUAUGUGCCGAUGAGUAUGUCGCGUGCCAUACCACCAACCGAAGAGUAUGUUCUGAUGGAUCCAACGCUUAAUGGCGGCGUCAGCAGUAGACUCUCAAACGCAACCAGUGGUGGAGGAACGGGUAAUAAUGGUGGUAGUGGUAUUGUUGGUGGCGGCAUGUCUUCAGCAGCAUCGAGCUGUAGCAUAACUUCUGGAACACCUUCUACUGAUCUGCGCCUUUCGCUAGAGAAAGUCCCAGCGUACAUUGGGCUGAGUGACGAUCAUGAGGUAAAUGAUCGGCCAUUCCGAACGUACUCUGUGGGUAGCCGGCCGGAACUCAUAAAGCGUAAGUUGCGUGUCGAAAUGCUUAGCUCUGGCGAGAGCUCUGUGGGAGGAUCGGGCGGUUCUGCUAGUUCCCGGCAGCGCGCUUUCUCCGUCGGCUCCCGUGCCAAAGUACCGCGCUGUUCGGACGUAUACAAAGGUUACUCGGUCGCACCGGUUAUUGUAUCGUUUGCUUCUACCAGCUCCCAGGGAAGCAUGCUGGAAAGUAGCAACAAUAAUAGCUCGAGCAGUACGAGCAGCAUUUCGCAUGCGGGCAGCUUUGGUGCCUCGAUCGGUGAGAAUCUGCCACUGGACGAGCUGGCAUCUGGUGCCAUGGGUAGGAAAUCAGGUAGUGGAUCUCUAUUGCCCGAAGGCAGUGGAAAACCUCCGUCGCACGGUUCGCACGGUCGGAUGAGUGAUUUGAUGGAGAUCGACUACUCAUCGCCGCGCCAAUUGAAACCUUCGACGAGAAUAAGCGAACCAGUCGGCAUGGAGGAUUAUCUUGACAUGUCUGGCAAUAUCAACAACAACGAGGAGGAUCGUCGACCGAUGGGACCACAAGCUUCCGUUUCUGGUUACGUCGAAAUGCGCCCCGGACGCUUAAACUCACAGUCAGAAGACAACGACUAUUUGAAUAUGACUCCGGGCGCUAUCGCUGCUACCUCUCGAAUCGGUGUUGACGAACCGGACUGUCCGGGUGUUGGUUCUACCAGUUCGCCUAUACAGAUAAGUUCAUCACACGAAGUCACUGGUCCCGUAGACACGGUGGCCAGCGGAAGCAGUGCUGGACAGAAUAAUAACUACCUCGAAAUGUACCCCCGUGCACUAGCUAAAGAAAUGAAUCGGGGAAGUGCCACCGCUACGCAAGUACCUUCGGAAGAUUACCUGAAUAUGACCCCGUUGAUGAUCAGUUCGCUCGGAGAGACCAGUGGAAGUGAAGAGAAGAUGAACACGCAUCAGCACGGUGCUGAGGAAGAAUCGCUCGAAUCAUCGAGCGCUCCCGACGGGUAUAUGGAGAUGUCAUGGAACAAUAGUGUCGUGCCCUCGUCGUCAUCCGCGAAACGCAUGGACAGAAACGUGCCAACUAACGCGGAAGAAUACAUGAAUAUGUCUUGCGGCCCACAGCUGGAAGAUGCAUCGCGUGCAUAUUCUGCACCCAUCACCAUUCAACCGAGCGCCGGCAAAUGUCGACUCGACCUCAGCGGUGAAUCGAAGGUGGAAGCGGCCACAGAUAUUCCAAAUUACCUACCUCUCGGUCAGCAUCCAGAUACACGAAAGUCCGUACAUCAUCCACACGUUGCGCCAGCCACUAUUGUUUCUUUACAGCAACAUCUACCACUGUCCGCGCAAGCACCCAUCCAGACAACCACUGGUCAGCAGAGUGGUUCGAUUGGAUUUAGUCCCUCGAAGCCAGCAGAAACACCCGAACGGUCACGCUGUGAUUCGCGUGACAGUGGCAUCGUUACGCCUUCGGGUAGCCAACCAACCAUUUUUCCUUUUAGUCCGGCUAGUCCCACAAAACCGUUCGCAACCGCCUCUAAUCACGAACAGGACGUACCUAAGGUGGAGCCACUGGAGGACCUAAGUCAAAAUUAUGCCGAACUAAGCCUCGGCCGACAGCAGCUCCAGCAGCAGCAUCAUCAAGUGGACAUGCCAUCCCCAACGACACGAAAGCUUUCCACGGGAAGCAGAGGAUCUGGAUCGUUUAGCAAGCUGCAAAUAAUGCCGAGUCAGCCAGACUACGUGAACUAUUGUCCAAACACACCCCCUACCGAUGGCAUGAAUGUACAGCUGAACGUUCAACCAGCUUCGCGAAAACGUUUCGAGGACGAUGGGGCUGGAGACUACGCGCUGAUGAAUCCGGCAAGUUCACGAAAGCUUUCCACUACUUCGAUGGGAACGGGAACUUUAGGCGUACACACUUUACCUCUCGCCACCACUACUCUUGCUACCGGAAGCAUUCCCAGCACAACAGACAGCGUUUCGCCACCGGUGCUGGUGGCACGCAAGUCAACGCUACUGCUCUCUAGUCCACAGAUGGGCUUCAAACCAAUCACCUCGUCACAAGACGCGGAGUUGCUGUUACAUAGUAAGCUACCGAUGGCUUCAGCUAACUCACCGAAGGCACUUAACCUCGCACGGCGCACAGGUGAGCCGGUCUUCUCAUUUACCGAUCAGCACCAGCACCAGCUGCCGCCGUUGCAGCGCAGUAUCUCUACCGGGACGCGUCCGAGCAGUGUCAAUAGUGAGUUGAUUGGUAAGGUUUGCACCAUUGCGUCCGGUCCAACUGGUGGCACCAUUCCUCCCAGUUCCGGAGUCAGCACGCGGCCAAACUCGGCCAACAGCGAACGGCUUCCCGUCAUAUCAGCUACCUCAUCGUCCGCCUCGUCCACAUCGACGUUGUGCGAGAGCAAAAACCAAAGUCCUACCGCCUCGAGCACUGCCCUCGCUACGAUGGGUACGUCCUCUACCACUACCAGCCCCAGUGUGCCCGGAUCCCGCCCGGAUUCGGUCAGUUCUAUCACCGAUCCGAAUAUCGUUUCCCGUCCGCCCUCGGUUAGCUCGGAGCGUGAGCUACACUACGCUAGUCUCGAUCUGCCACCUUGCAGCAAGCAGCAACCGGUCGCUUCACCGUACUCUCCCGGGACGUUAAUGUUGUUGGCAGGUAGUGCUAGCAGCAACAACAACACCAGCAAUAACAACAAUACCGGUGGCGUAACUAAAAUGGACGUCGACGAACCGUUGCCUGGAUCGAACGAGCCGCGCAGCUCGAUCGACGUAAUUAAUUCCUCCAGCCCUAGCCCCAGUUCGAGCGGGUGCAAUCUGCACCAACAGCAGCAACAGCAACCGGUACGAUGUGCCGCCUUCACCUACGCUAAGAUCGAUUUCGUACGAUCACAGGCACAAAAGCAGCAUCAACCACCGGCGGGUCCGGGAUCGGGUGGUGGUACCGGUAGCGGCGGCACCAGUACACCCCAAUCAUCUCAAGCGUAAUCGGUAACAGCGAUAAACAGUGUGCAUCUUUAUGCAUUAUGUGCCACGUGGCUUUCUUAACCGCUUGUGUUGUAUUGAUUUAUCUUUAAAAAAUUGUUGUUUUUUCUUAAUAGAGGAUGAUAUAACCAAGGGGCGAAUGUAAUACCUCCUGUUCAUUAGCAAAUGGCUUUCUAGAAGCAUCUUGAAGCAUAGAAGACCCACGCAACUUUAACUGAGUUCGAUACUGAAAACGCGCAAAGGACAACAUUGAAGGAAAGGUGUAGCAGGUGGCCAUUUGGACGUGAGCUAACACGUCAACAUAAUACUGACCACUCAGAACAAAAUAAAUGUUCAUGAUAUCAGGCUGAUAUGUUAUUUUAGCAUCUUUUGUAGCACGAAUGAACUGAACGGCCUUUUCAUCAAUGACUCCAGCAUUAGUAAAUCGACCAGCUCGAGCAGUUGAGAAACACUUUUGAUAAGUAACGAACAAGCCCAUGAUACCAUUAAGACCUUGUACUAUCAUGAUUGUCCACGGACCAACCGCCUCACCUUCGAUAACCUUUAUUAUGCUGGAGUUCUCGCGCUCCCAGUUACCAUUCUUGUCGCGGGAGAACGCAACCGAAUUUUGAAUUCGAUUUUCAAAUCUGAAACAUUUAGUAUGUCGUACCGAAAGUUAGAGUUAACUUCUAAAGUUCCAAAACAUACAUUUUUGAAUUCAGUAUUCGGUUUGAAUAAAUUAGUCACCAGCGGAAAGUUAGCCUCAAUUGGCUUAGCUCUCCCGGACAAACCACGUUUGUCGUCACGACGGUGGUCUCCAUAGUGAAGGGAGAGAGGAGUUCGGCAUGGUUCGUAGUGAGCUGAGAACGGAUAGAAACAUUAGUGGUUGUCAUGAUCGAUGAAUAAAAAUCAUUCAUAGGCGAUACAUCCUUAAUUUGUGCAAAAAAUGUAGUCGAUGCUUAAUUAUAGCAAAAAUGUCACAAUCCGUUAUACUGCACAAUUUAUUAAAACGAUUUCGUUUUUAACAAUGCUUAUAUGUAAUGCAUGGGAUGUAAUAUGUGAUUGAUUUUCUUGUUUUUUGCCUCUCAAACGUUUUUGUCCUAUCAACGUGAUUGAGGAUCACUCAGCCACAAGCGUAAAGUAUUCCCUAUCAUGGACCUUUAAUUACACCACUACUAAAACGCCUGCUAAAGAAAGAGGGUGGAGUCUUUUAAUUAAAGCUGAUUUCUCUAUUUCUCUGAUUUUUUUUUCUGAUCUGACGAAGUAACACCAAUUUAUGCGUAUGCAACAUGCGUAUUCGCUCUUCCGGAAUUACCUCUCGGAGCAGGGUGAUGAUUUAUUGUAACAUUAAAUAUCCAAGCUGUAGAAUAACAUAAACACAAGAGAAAAUGAUGAAAGAAAAAAAAACGUUCUGCUAUAAAUGUGUAACUCCUACAAGGGACUACUACACUCUAAAGACCAUAGGAAAAUUUAUCGAAAACUGCCAACAAACUGAAGGAAAAACAAACAAGGGGAACUAAGUAAAACUGCAAGAGCUGCAGCAGCAGCACAAUUGCAUAUAAAAUAUUCUAUUUAUAUACGCAACAGAAAAACUGUACUUUGUAUACACACCAAUAUGAUGGCUCCAUAACAUGAUAGGAAGGAGGUUAAGGAGUGUAAGGGGAUUAACAGUGUAAUCGAUGUAUCAUGUAUCGAUGAUAACACAUUUGCAGUGUGUGUCAAAUAGCAUUAGUAAACGAGCAUUCAAUACUGCAUGAUCGCGAAAACGAUUUUUCAAUGAUCCUGUAUCAGCUUUUUUACCGAUGGGGCUGAUUAUGUGGCAACAUGACCUCAAAUAAUACAGACUUAUUGCGUGCAGUGAGGCGCGUACUGUGCUGAUACAACCGAAUGGAAUUAACAAGGGAACCUGCAUGAGAGAAAAAAGGAAUUGUACCUGUUGCCGAACGAAGUAGGAUCAACUUAUAGCAAACGGUGUAGGGCAAGUAUAGCCAAGCCAGACAGCAACAGUUAACCAGUAGAGGGCCAUUGUAGAUUGUCAUCGCUGUAGAAUAAUAGCAUCAGUAGUACAUAUAUAGCCACUCCGUCAAAAAACAGUUUGUUGUGGAGUACUUUUAGUUGGCUGUACUGCUAUAGUGUUAGUAGUGCUACUAAUAUUGCCUACUAUUGCUAAAAAAUGAGAAAACAUGAGAUAGAGGAAGUGAUAACGUUCCUAGCACAUUCGCUCUAUCUCAAUCUCUGUUACCAUUGGAGGCCUCUUCUUUUUGUUGUAUGUAUAAUAUCAACAAAAAAUGAACGAGUACCGCGCAGAAAAGUAUAAUUGAAGGGAAUGGAGCGCAUACACAAAACAAAACAUACCAUCACGAAAAAAUGAAGCAAGUGUUAAAAGUACAGAACAGCGCGGUGUUUGUGUGCUGCGGGGGUAUUGCUGUAGAAAUGGCAAACAGCGCGAAAUAACAAAAAAAAAAAGAAAAAAAAAUAUAUAAUAGAGUGAUGGCCGAUUGUGUGUCGUAUGAGCGUUCACAAUACAUUGUAUAACUUGAUAGAGAGUAUUUGUAAGCUCUAUAUAGGAUUUAGUAAUUAGUAAAAAAAGAAAAAAAAAUAGUUGUAAGAUAAGCAGAAACAAGAUAAAUGACUUAAAAACAUGCAGUUCAUAAGAAAAAAAUCAUUCAUCAGCUGACUUGUAGAAAAAGCUGCUUCUUUGUAACGAAUGCAUCAUUCAAGCCUAGUGAGUAAGCAACGCAUCAAAACACACACUUCAUUCCCAAUGUGGAAGGGAAAAUACACAGAACAAUGGAGAUUUAUUACAAAAAAAGAAAACAAAGGUGUAUAAUCAUCUAUUCUCUGUGCCCGACUGGUCGAAAACGGAAUGCAGUAAUGCGAAAUAUAAAUGAUUCUAAACAAACAUUAUUCAUGUAUAGCUAUACAUUCAAAUAGGCAAAAAGUAAGCAGAUACAAGGAGAGUUUAUUUAAUAAACUCUAAGCUAGUAUCAGUAAGAAAUAUAUAUAGAAAAAAAGAAACUAGGCGUUAAAUAGUAAUGGAAGAUAUGCUAACCAUAAAAACAAACCAGAAAAUACACUUUCAAUCCAAACACCCUAUAUAGGCCGAUAAGGUGAAAAUCACAAACGAGAAAACAACUGUGUCUGUGUAGGUUAAUGGGAAGAGAGUGUAAAAUGCCAAAAUAAGCUUUACUUGAACGUUAUUUUCCUACUUAGUUUUAUGGGUAUAAAAAGAAGAAUAACUGGAAACAAAACUAACAGUAAAAAAAAUUACAAGGAAACAAACACAUACAGAUAAUAGAUAAGCUAACAAACCCAUUGCUGGUUUUCCGUUCGUUCCUCUUUAAAUACAAAAUAUCUUAUAUACAUGUAAUUAUGAAUAAAUUUAUGUACUAUAUCAUGUCACACAUAAAUAUAUGUAUUUACAUAUAUUUUUUUACAACAAUUAACAAAAAAAACAGGAAAAUAUUAGAAAGAAUAUAGAAGCUUAAGGAAGCGAUGUGACAAGAAGUAAAUUUAAACAAAACUUCCACAUAUGAAAGUGCACCUAAACACAUACAUACUUCUACAAAAAUACACAAUGAGGAGAAAAAGAAAUAGAAUACAAAAAAGGACAUAGAAAAAGUUAAAAUUAAAUAAGAAAACGAGCCAACAUACAACUGUAAGUGGCUUUUACCUUCUCUAUAUUACAUUUCGUGUUUCCCUUACUUCCCGCUGGUCCCCAAUCCCCGGUUUUCUCUUAAGAGUUUACUGGACUAGUACGUAAAUUAACGAAAGAAAACUUGGUUACCUGAACAAUCGAAUUCAGAUCAACGAAGCAAGUAGAACCCGCAUGCGGAGGCAAUCGUCACAACAACACAAGCCCCAAACGAUUCGCAGUGCGAUAAAGAGGCAAAGAGAGAGAAAAAAAAAAUUAGCAUUUUGUUAAACAUUGUGUUGGGUCGCAGUGCGUAGUAUAAACGUAAUGGAAUUAGUGCAAAAUUUAGUAAUGCAAAACAUGGAAGCGGCAACAGUAAGAACAACCUGAAAGGAUAGCGAAACGAAAAAUCACUAGUAAAAAUGAAGGAAAAAAAACAUAAAACUAAAAAAGCGCGGAACAAGGUAUAAAAACAUAGGAUACGUGAUCGACGAAAAAAAGUAAACCAAG